GUAGUCUCGCAACCAUCACAAACAUUCUAACCUAUAUUUUGUGUGACUUAUCUCCUCUCGGUAUCGUUGCAUUCAAAAUGUUUUGAAGCGCAACGUUUUCUGCUUUCACUCUUGGAAGACCAAAUAACGACUCGGCGCGUCGUGUUUACUUCUGUUUAAGGAAACAUACUUCUCAUCAUGAGUUCUGGGUUCGUUUCUGAAAAGGAGCUUGAGGAACGGCGACAAAAACGACAAGAAGAAUGGGAUAAAGUGAGAACAGCAGAUCAACCCGUGGAGGCCCCUGAAGAAGUUUAUGACCCCAGGUCUCUUUAUGAAAGGCUAGAGGAACAACGUAAAAAGAAAGAUGAUGAAUUUGAAGAGGCUCACAAACUUAAGAACAUGGUCAGAGGUCUUGAUGAUGAUGAAGUUGACUUUCUUGACACUGUUGAGAGAGUAAAGGAGACUGUAGAAAAACAAACUCGAUUGGAAGAACGGAAAGAAAUGGAUGAUUUUCGUAAUGCUGUAGCUACAUUAGCUGAGAAAAAUGUUGAGGAGAGACUAAAGUCAGAGAUCCGAAAUCCUGUAUUGCCAAAUAAAACAGCAAGCAAUCGCAGCUCACAAAUGAAACUUCUUGCUGGAGCCGUUGUGCGGAAGAGGCCAUCAAAUGAACCUACGCCUCCCUCCAAAAAAGCCAACUUGGAUUCUAAGACUGUUGAAACUACAACAGAGGAAACUGAAAGUGAAGAAAAAUUGCCCGCUGAAACAAGCAAAUCUGAUGAGUCUGGAUCAACCAGUUUGAUAAAACCAGCAGGAAUAAUUCUUCCUUCAACUUUGAAGUGUGUUGGAGUGCUACCAGGAUUGGGUUCAUACCCUGACAGCAGCGAUUCUGAUGAUAGCUCUGAUUCGGAUUGUGAGUUUCCUCCACCAUCACGUUUUGACCUCCUUGGACGUACUGCAGAGCAUAUUAAGCCCAAGCCCCAACAGCAGCAACAGUCUCAAUAAUUUCAUGUCAUUUUUCUCAUCCAAAUAGACUGCUCUUAAGAUAAAAUAAUUAUCAGUUUCCUUUUCAUUAAGACUGUGUAAUAAAUAAUUUAUCACCUAUUUUAAAUUGCUAUUGGUGAUUUUAUACUUGCCUUGCCUUUGCCAAUUGAGGCUGUCAUUGUUUUACUGUGCUCCUUAAGUUUAAAUACCUAUAAUAAUCUAAUCUGGGAGGAUAAUCUUAAGUUUUACUUUUUAUCUUCUGUAAGGAUUAUUUUCUGGAAGAGUGUGAUAUUUUAGUUUUUCUUUCCCGCAGGUAAUUGAGACAGUUCUGCUGCUGUUCAUUGGUUUUGAUGUUGUUUGUGUGACUCCUGCACUUACCAUUAUGUGCAGGUAAAGGUAUCUAGUAAAGUUAAAGUAUGGAUGCUUGACAUCCUAAUAUCACUUUUUCAUCUGCUGCAGUGUCAAUGUGGAAAUUAACAUUGUCAGCGGAUAUCUAUAAAAGUACUAAUGUGGAUCCUAGCUAAAGCUUUAGCCGUCUGUUAGCACUCCUCAUCCUUUAAAUUGCAUUCCUUUUGUGAUAUUUGUUUUUGGCUUGUGCUCAAAAGAUCAUUAUGAGGAGCUAGUUGAUAUGUGCUAUUUUGAAAAAAAUCUCUAUUAUUGUGAUGCAGUUGUUUGACUUGUUUUCUGCCACAGUGUAAUUUGGAUUAGUACUGAAUUAAAAUCCAAGAGACACUGACAUGUGUUCUUAGUUGCCAGUACUUUAUGAUUGUUCUAAAGGCUCUUGGUGUGAAUAACUAAGCUUAUUCUGUUGCUCUUUAAUUGCUCCAGUCCUGUCUGAGGACUAAUGCACUGUGAUCCCUUUGUAAUUUGUAGGCACCUGUGCACAUUAGGCUUUUUUUUUCAUUCCAUAUUAAACCAGAUUUGUUCUUAAUAAAAAUAAAAACUUCCCUGUGAUUUAAGAUGA
Molecule: messenger RNA, 1924 nt
Organism: Frankliniella occidentalis (western flower thrips)
Lineage: Eukaryota; Metazoa; Arthropoda; Insecta; Thysanoptera; Thripidae
Product: PSME3-interacting protein
Exons: 6
Coding region: 178-981 (267 amino acids)
Cellular component (GO): nucleus
Source: RefSeq, a predicted model, not a curated record